UUCGUCCGGCUGUGUCAUGGUGACCUGGGUACGCAAGAAAGGCACGAUGCGACAACAGAGUCACAUGCGAUUGAAUCCACACCACAGGAACGACUCCAGUUCCUUGUGACUAUACCUGGUGGCUUCCAUAUUCGUAUGGCCUGUGUAGAUGCCAUCUGGCGAGUUCACAUUCAGCCGAAGGCACUACGUGAAGUCAGGGGUGGCAUCUUUGAUCAGUUCAAAAUCCUCCAGCCGAAAGACUCAUCGAAACUUGCAAGUAACCCAACUUACCGCAUGCUGAAUGAUGGAAUCCUACACCUCACAAGUUCACACUUGCUGGUUUGUUGGGAACGAGCUACUGGUUUCUCCGACUUGAAGGAAUUCGCCGAUAGUGAUCCAUCAUGGUCGGAAAUUGUUGCUCUUUCAAAGAAGAUCUGUCAGGAGAAGAUUGCAGGAUGGAUAUCCGAGGUGCGACGACAGAGUGAGGAUCCACGAGAUUAUUUGGAAGAAGGCAACUUACUAUUUCGACGUGAUGGCCUGUGGUACUGCAUGUUGGCACAUGCAAUGAACACUGGUGCGAUAGGCGCGAUGGAGGAUCUUCUGUGGUUAUGGGUGCUGAUGUUCUCAGGCUGUGGGAAGCAUAAAUAUGCGGUGCACCUCGCGAAAUUUCUUCGCAAUCUGCAUUCAGUCUACCCUGCCCGCCUGGCCCAAGUAAUCCGAUCCCACUGGGUAUGCAAUCCAUCAGGUCGACCAGAUGGAUUUAGAGGUGUAGAUUGGCUUGUUGAGCGAAACAAUCUGUAUACAAAGGCAGUGACUCACUUACCUCAGGUCAUCAUUGGUGGCUCAAGCUCGAACAGGACACUUACCCACAUUAUCAACCAGUCUUCGCUGAUAGAGACCUACCGAAUGGUACAUGUCAAUAUAGAACAGAACUUCUAUAUCAAGCACCGGGGUACACAACAUGCCCCGGCAAAAAUGGAAGUCAUGCUUCAAAUGCUUCAAGAGCGAAUA
Messenger RNA from Cantharellus anzutake, 990 nucleotides. RefSeq lists its product as uncharacterized. The record is from RefSeq and is a predicted model, not a curated record. The transcript has 2 exons. The annotation marks the transcript as partial. NCBI's taxonomy places the organism in Eukaryota, Fungi, Basidiomycota, Agaricomycetes, Cantharellales, Hydnaceae.